AUGAAUAUGGGCACAAACAUGGUUUUGGUGGUUGGUUUGAUCUGUGCUGUGUUUGCAUUUGUAGGAGCACAACAACCUCCAACCACCUCUCCAGCUCCACCUACUCCUCCUGCUAAUACUCCACCAACCACUCCUCAAGCUUCUCCUCCACCUGUUCAGUCUUCUCCUCCACCUGUUCAAUCUUCUUCUCCUCCACCUGCUCAAUCUUCUCCACCUCCAGUUCAAUCUUCUCCUCCACCAGCUCAGUCUCCUCCACCUGUUCAAUCUUCUCCUCCACCUGCAUCCACUCCACCACCUGUUCCAGCUUCCCCUCCUCCAGCUCCAGUUACUCCUCCACCUGCCUCUCCUCCUCCAUUCUCUCCUCCACCUACUACUCCACCUCCCGCAACUCCUCCACCUGCAACUCCUCCACCAGCACUCACACCAACUCCCCUCUCAUCUCCUCCAGCAACUACUCCAGCUCCUGCUCCUGCCAAGCUUAAGAGUAAAGCUCCUACAGUGGCACCCGUAUCCACACCAUCAGAAGCUCCCGCUCCCGGUCCGGGUCUCUCCUCUCUCUCUCCCGCUGUCUCUCCCACCGGUAGCGAUGAUAGUGGGGCAGAGAAUUUGUUGUCACAGAAGAUGGUUGGCUUAGUAUUUGGAUGUGCUAUCAUGUCUUUGAUGUUCUAG
Vicia faba (fava bean) is the source of this 669-nucleotide messenger RNA. The record is from the annotation of a GenBank genome assembly. NCBI's taxonomy places the organism in Eukaryota, Viridiplantae, Streptophyta, Magnoliopsida, Fabales, Fabaceae.